Molecule: messenger RNA, 6538 nt
Organism: Dicentrarchus labrax (European seabass)
Lineage: Eukaryota; Metazoa; Chordata; Actinopteri; Moronidae
Gene: rasgrf2b
Product: Ras protein-specific guanine nucleotide-releasing factor 2b
Exons: 29
Coding region: 432-4334 (1300 amino acids)
Biological process (GO): Ras protein signal transduction; positive regulation of GTPase activity
Cellular component (GO): plasma membrane
Molecular function (GO): guanyl-nucleotide exchange factor activity; protein binding
Source: RefSeq, a predicted model, not a curated record
GAGAGAGAGAGAGUUAACCACUGUCAAAGCCGAUUACAGUUCAUCGGGUCUGUGAUUCUGCCACUGUCUGUCCACUUGAGGGUUCUCCCCUUUGUGAACGACACGCCUCUCGCUUUCUCCUUCUUGUUAGUUGUUGUUUAUUUAUAGAAGCGCGCUUUUUUCUUUCUUUCCGCGAGCAGCAUGGAUUUAUUCUAGUGCUCGUGGGACUCGGACAUCUUUACUAUGAGUUCCUCUGCAGAAGCGCUCCCGUCGGAGGGGCAACUUUUCCGUGCGCCACGGCGCCGCUGAGCCGCGCGUCUCUCGGUGGGAAAGUUUACACGCGACCCCCGGCGACCAUGGGCUCACGGUGAAAGCUCAGACCCCUCCACCCCCCUCUCCCUCUCCACUGUCCACUGUCUACUGUCUUCUCUCUUCCAAGCCGCACAACAAAAAUGCAGAAGAGCGUCCGCUACAACGAAGGGCACGCGCUGUUUCUGUCGGUGGUCGCGCGUAAAGAGGGGACGAAGCGCGGCUACCUGAGCAAGAAGACGACGGAGAACAGCCGAUGGCACGAGAAGUUCUUCGCUCUUUAUCAGAAUGUACUGUUCUACUUCGAGAACGAGCAGAGCGCGCGACCAGCCGGGAUUUACCUGUUGGAAGGAUGCACCUGCGAGCGCGCGCCGGCGCCCAAGAUGUCCACCACCGGAAAGGAAGCGCUGGAGAAACAGCACUACUUUCUCAUCGUGUUUGGUCACGACGGUCAGAAGCCUCUGGAGCUGCGGACUGAGGAGGAGAGUGAGUGUGAUGAAUGGGUGGAGGCCAUCCAGCAGGCAAGUUACUCUGACAUCAUCAUUGAACGAGAGGUGCUGAUGCAGAAAUACAUCCACCUUGUACAGAUAGUGGAGACUGAGAAGGUGGCUGCCAAUCAGCUGCGUACCCAGCUAGAAGAUCAGGACACAGAAAUUGAGAGGCUUAAAGGAGAGAUUAUAGCUUUGAACAAAACUAAGGAGCGAAUGCUGCCUUACCAUGUCAACCAUGAAAAUGAAGACCCGGAUAUCAAAAAGAUCAAAAAGGUGCAGAGUUUCAUGCGGGGCUGGCUCUGUCGGAGGAAGUGGAAGAUCAUCGUUCAGGACUACAUCUGUUCUCCUCACGCUGAGAGCAUGAGGAAGAGGAACCAGAUCGUCUUCAACAUGGUGGAGGCAGAGACAGAGUACGUCCACCAGCUCUACAUCCUGGUCAACUGUUUUCUCAGACCUCUGAGGAUGGCUGCCAGCUCCAAGAAACCCCCCAUCAGCCACGACGAUGUCAGCAGCAUCUUCCUCAACAGUGAGACCAUCAUGUUCCUACAUGAGAUUUUCCAUCAAGGCUUGAAGGCGAGGAUAGCCAACUGGCCAACCCUUGUGCUGGCUGACCUAUUUGACAUCCUGCUGCCCAUGCUGAACAUCUAUCAGGAGUUUGUGCGUAACCAUCAGUACAGCCUGCAGGUUUUGGCCAACUGUAAGCAGAACAGAGACUUUGACAAGCUCCUGAAACAGUACGAGUCUAAUGCAGCCUGUGAGGGAAGGAUGCUCGAGACCUUCCUCACAUACCCAAUGUUCCAGAUUCCUCGCUACAUCAUCACCCUGCAUGAGUUAUUAGCACACACACCUCAUGAACAUGUGGAGCGCAAGAGUCUUGAAUUUGCCAAGUCCAAAUUAGAGGAACUCUCCAGAGUAAUGCAUGAUGAGGUCAGUGACACGGAGAACAUCCGGAAAAACCUGGCCAUAGAGAGGAUGAUAGUGGAGGGCUGUGACAUCCUACUGGACACAAGCCAGACCUUCGUUAGGCAGGGCUCUCUGAUCCAGCUGCCAUCAGUGGAGCGAGGGAAGCUAAGUAAGGUCCGUCUGGGCUCUCUCUCUCUAAAGAAGGAAGGGGAAAGACAGUGCUUCCUCUUCACCAAACACUUCCUUGUCUGCACACGCAGCUCCGGGGGAAAACUGCACCUUCUCAAGCAAGGUGGAGUUUUGUCCCUAAUUGACUGCACACUCAUAGAGGAGCCAGAUGCCAGUGAUGAGGAGUCUAAAGCUGGCGGCCAGGUAUUUGGUCAGCUGGACUUUAAGCUCAUAGUAGAGCCGUCAGACUUACCGUCAUUCACUGUGGUGUUACUGGCGCCAUCGCGGCAGGAGAAGGCAGCAUGGACCAGUGAUAUUAGCCAGUGUAUAGAUAAUAUCCGCUGUAAUGGCUUGAUGACCAGUGUAUUUGAGGAGAACUCUAAAGUCACUGUGCCUCAUAUGAUCAAAUCCGAUGUGCGUCUCCAUAAAGAUGAUGUUGACAUUUGCUUCAGCAAGACGCUCAACUCCUGCAAGGUCCCCCAGAUCCGCUAUGCCAGCGUGGAGCGGCUGCUUGAGAGGCUGACCGACCUGCGCUUCCUCUCCAUUGACUUCCUCAACACCUUCCUGCACACUUACAGGAUUUUCACCACGGCAACGGUGGUCAUGGACAAACUGGCCGACAUCUACAAGAAGCCCUUCUCCUCCAUUCCGAUCAGGGCGCAGUACCACUCAUUUGACCGUCUGUCCAUCUCAUCCAUCUGUCCUGACUACAGUCUGAAGAUCAAGAAGAUAGCCAUGGAUCAGUCCAAAUCAUUGGAGCUGUUCUUUGCCACCAAUCAGAAUAACAGAGGUGGAGAACACAACGACAAAUCUCCUCGUCUCUGCCGCAAGUUCUCCUCUCCACCUCCUCUUUCCAUCCCGUCCCGCACCUCCUCCCCUGUUCGAACACGAAAGCUCUCCCUCCAUUCUCCCAUCACUGCCAGGGUCGGAGGCCUCGACCUAACCAGUCCUCUGUCAAACUCUGGCAUCAACCAUAACACUUCCCAGUCUGCUGCCAGUAGCCCCACAUCUGCCCACACCCCCCAAACCCCAACGCCUCAGACCCCGACUCCUACCACCUCCUCUCCUCCUCCUCCUCCCUCUUCCACCUCUCCCCCACCCAACAACUCCAAACCACUGCAGGACCAAGUUCCUCCUAUUCCCUCGUCCCCGGACCAGAGUCCCUGCUCAACUGCAGAGGGGGAGGAGGUGCCGAAGAUUGAUCCAUUUUGUGGCAAACUGAGACGGAGCAUCCGUAGAGCUGUGCUGGAGUCAGUGUCACUGGAGAAAAUCAUCCCAGAGUCUCCUCAGAGCAGUGAAGCAGGAGACAUGUCUCCGUGUCGCUCCCCUUCCACACCUCGACACCUCCGCUACAGACAGCCUGGAGUCCAGUCAGGGGAGAACUCACGCUGCUCUGUCUCUCCCGCUUCAGCCUUUGCAAUUGCCACAGCAGCAGCAGGACAUGGUUCACCACCAGUCUUUACUAACUCAGAAAGAACUUGUGAUAAAGAUUUCAUCAUCCGCCGAGCUGCAACUAACAGAGUUCUCAACGUGCUGCGGCACUGGGUCUCCAAACACUCACAGGACUUUGAGAUGAAUGGGGAGCUGAAGAUGUCAGUGAUCUGUCUCCUGGAGGAGGUGCUCAGAGAUCCAGACCUUCUGCCUCAGGAGAGAAAAGCUACUGCCAACAUACUAAGUGCCCUUUCUCAAGAUGAGCAGGACGAUGCACAGCUGAGGAUAGAGGACAUCUUACAGAUGGCGGACUGUCCGAAGGCAGAGUGUUUCGAGUCUCUCUCAGCGAUGGAGCUGGCUGAGCAGAUCACUCUGCUGGAUCACAUCGUCUUCAGGAGCAUUCCUUAUGAAGAGUUCCUGGGCCAGGGCUGGAUGAAGGUUGAUAAGACAGAAAGGACGCCAUACAUCAUGAAAACGAGUCAACACUUUAAUGACAUGAGUAACCUGGUGGCAUCGCAAAUUAUGACCCAUACUGAUGUGGGCUCGAGGGCCAACUCCAUAGAGAAGUGGGUUGCUGUGGCUGACAUCUGCCGCUGUCUCAACAACUACAACGGAGUACUGGAGAUCACAUCUGCACUCAAUCGCAGUGCCAUCUACCGCUUGAAGAAGACCUGGGCUAAAGUUAGCAAACAGGCUAAAGCCCUGAUGGACAAACUGCAGAAGACUGUGUCCUCUGAGGGAAGGUUUAAAAAUCUGAGAGAGACCCUGAAAAACUGCAACCCUCCAUGUGUGCCAUACCUAGGAAUGUAUCUAACAGACCUGGCCUUUAUUGAGGAGGGAACGCCCAAUUUUACUGAGGAAGGUCUUGUUAAUUUCUCCAAAAUGAGGAUGAUAUCACACAUCAUCAGAGAGAUCCGACAGUUCCAGCAGACUCCAUACAGAAUAGAGCAUCAAGCCAAGGUGACCCAGUACCUUCUGGAUAAGACUCUGAUCAUGGAUGAAGACACGCUCUAUGAUCUCUCACUGAAGAUCGAGCCCAGGCUUCCUGCCUGAUUCACACCUGCUUGUGGCCAGUGGGAGCCUGCCGAACCUGGAUCCCCCCCUCCCCAAGGGCAACACGCCCAGGUAAUCUCAUCAAUCAAGAGGAAAUCGGGAAGUUUUGAGAGCGACAUGGAAAUGAGAAAUCAAGACUGCAGUGAGAGAAGAAGAAGCAUGAGAGUUUUACAAGAGACUGGUGACGCAUGAGAUGUAAUUUCUAAGAUGUUGGACUGAUUGUCUUCAAAGAGAACGAGUGGAAAGGGUUUUGGUUGCAUCGUGUUGAGGGUUUCUGAGGAAAUAACAUGUCUCUGUGUGUGCUCAUUGUUCCUCAGUCGAGAGUGUGGUGCACCUGAUAUCACACUUCCUCAGACCAGGUUGAGACUGCAGGAAAGGCUUGGAGUGUGAAUGGAUAAAAAACAGUGGACAUAACAGAGAUGUAGCAUAUACAGAUAGUGUGACAGAGAGAUGUCUGAGCUCGUGUCUCUGUGCUGUUGUCUGUGUUCUGUUGCCUGUGCAUUUCUGUGCCAUGUCUUGGAGCAAGAGCCCCAAAAAUGCUUUUUGUCAUGAUGGUCAACUGCAAAAACUUGCAUGAUUUCAGCUUGGGAUGUAACUGUCUAAAUGGCCUUCUACCUGACCCCUGACCCUCAGCUUAGCAUGCUUCACUCUUUACCAGGGUGACUCUCUAAGCCACUAUGCAUCCUCAAUGGACUGGGAACGGCAAAAUGCCUUUAAGCUUUCAAAUAUAAUGUAGAAAGACACUAAAAUUAACGCUUGAAUUUCACUCGGGAUAACUAAAGUAUCUAUCUAUCUAUCUAUCUAAAGUUUAAAAUUUGUGUCUAAAAUUUGAUAUAUUUUGCUGAAGUGGCUUAUUUUUAACAAAUUAAUGAAUUAAUUCUGUAUUUGUCUUUGGUCAGUCUGUGCCUAAAGACGUCCCAUGAGAAUGAAGAGCUCUUUUAAAAAAAUGUCCACAUGAAUGAUACAAAAACUAUAAACUCUAUCAGUGCCUUCCACUAGUGUAGGUAAUUUUCCCCACAAUUGCCAAUUUACAUACAGUACAACAACAUAUAUAAAUCCUGCUUAUAAAUCUUAAGAUUUCCUAUAAAAAUUGGACUGUAGUUUCACUCAUACAACUUUUUUCAGAAAAUAUUUUAUGUAGACUAAACAGUAGCAUGUUAGUGUAAACAGAGUAAAGUCAUUGCAGCAUCUAAUCGUCAGCAAAUAUCUCCCUCUAGUGUUUAAACAUCGUUAGAACCUCUACUGACCCAAAGCUUUUGCAGCGUUUGUGUGCAGUUUGAUUUUUUUGGCUUUUAUAAAUUGUCAGAUUCUGACGUCCAUAGUCAGGUCCCAGUGUGUAACUCUUGGAUGUAGGCUGGGACAGUUUUUGCACUCUCUGAGAUGUAGCUUUGCUUGAGUGACAGUAUGAUCGUUAUUUACCAUGCUAUUUAUUUCAUCAGAUACUGUAUUUAUCUUAUUUUUGUAUAUAGUGACUCCACACAUAUCAUAUGAUUGCUGAAGAAACACUUUAAAAAUGUCAUGCUGUGAAUAUAGAUUUUUUUUUUUUUGUCUCUCUUGUUGAAUUCUAGUUUUGCAUCCCAGGCUCUUGUAUUGCAAGAAAUCUGUUUAACUUUAUUCUUAAAAAAAAAAGUCUUUUGAAGGUUAAAAAAAUGUAGCAUUUGAAUAAUCAGAAUUUGUUUUCCGUAUUGCUGAUAUGGUGAACAUAGUUGUCCUGCAUGCACACAACAGCUGCAUGUUGUGCAUGUCUGACCGGACGCCCCCUGUACGUUCUCCCUCUGCUUCUCUAUAUUAAUAUUGUCUCUGCAGCUGUCGGGAGGCUCUGCUAAAAGGCAUAGAAACAAAAAAAAUUGUCCAUCAAAUCUGGCACGUUUGUCUCUCAGUGUACCUCACAAAGUCAAGCAUAAUCUUUAGGCUAUGUCAUCUGCAAAACAGCCUGUUGUUAUGCAGUAGCAGUGUUGGAAGUUAUGCAGGCCUAGGUGAAAACGGAGAACUUUCCUCAUAAAACAACAAGAUUGUUCAAGAUUGAUUAGAGGAAAUGUUUUCAGGCUUUGCUUUUGGAAAAACUUGUACUUUGCACUGCGUCUGUAAUUCUGAGUGUCUGUUUGGGAAUACAGGAUGCUGUGUUUGUAUUGUAAUGUUAUUUUUGUGUAUCUGUUUGCAUUUUUCACUUGUAGGUGCAGGGGAAAUAAAUUCAACAUGCCUUA